AUGGCCAGCAAGCUUGCUCAGCCCAAGGAAUCACAGCUCAGGAUUGUGCUUGUUGGGAAAACUGGAGUUGGUAAGAGUGCAUCAGGAAACACCAUCUUGAUGAGAAAAGCCUUUGAAUCUAAGGUGCACUUUAAAUCACUGACAUCACAUUGUCAAAAGCAAACAGCAGAGUUUGGUGGACAAACACUGGCUGUUAUUGAUACUCCAGGUCUGUUUGACACUGGAAGACAACAUGAGGAAGUGGUGACAGAGAUUGGGAGAUGUAUCUCAAUGGCUGCUCCUGGUCCUCAUGUGUUCCUGGUUGUGAUCCAGCCAAACAGAUUCACAAAAGAAGAACAAGAAACAUUGAAAAUCAUUCAGAUGAUGUUUGGAGAACAGGCAGCAGAUUACACAAUGGUCUUGUUCACACAUGGAGAUGAUCUGAAGGAGGAAGAAGUCACCCUGGAUGAAUUAAUUGGUCAAAGUCCAGUUCUUCGUGAUUUCAUCAAGCAGUGUCAUGGAGGAUACCAUGUUUUUGAUAACAGAAACAAGGAUACUUCUCAGGUCAGUGAGCUGCUGAAGAAGAUCAAUGGAAUGGUUCAGAGAAAUGGAGGAAGAUACUACACCAGUGAAUUGUUUCAAGAGGCUCAGAAGGCCAUAGAGGAAAAAAUCAAAAAACUCCUGAAGGAAAAUCCAAGUAUGACAUACAGCGAAGCAAGAAAAAUUGCAGAGCAAGACAACUCAUUUAUUUCCCUUCUUGUUGCCAUGGCUGCCAGUGGUGCUGUUGGAGCUGCUGCAGGAGGAGGUAUUGGGUUGUUUGGGGGUCCAAUGGGAGCUGCAGCAGGAGCUGCAGCAGGAGCUACAGUGGGAGCUCUAAAGUAUGACCUGAGAGUGGUGCUGGUGGGUCAGGAGAGAGUGGGGAAGAGUUCAGCAGGAAACACCAUCCUGGGAAAGAAGGAGUUUGACUGUAAGUUCAGUAGCACACCUGUGACACUGAGAAGUGAGAAGAGAGAAGGCACAGUUCUGGAUCGCAGAGUCAGUGUGGUCGACACUCCUGGGCUCUUCAGCACUGAGCUGAGUGAAGAGAAGGUGAGAGCAGAGCUGAUGAAAGCAGUAGAGCUGAGCUCUCCAGGUCCACACGUCUUCCUCCUCACCAUCCAGCUCGGAAGAUUCACUGAACAAGAACAGAGAGGUCUAGAGACACUGGAAAUGAUGCUGUCCCCUGCAGUCACUGAUCACACCAUGGUGCUGUUCACUUAUGGAGACCGACUGGAAGAUACAGACAUAGAGCAGUUAAUCAGAGAAGAUGAGAACCUGAAGAAGCUGCUCAAGAAAUGUAGCGGCCAGUACCAUGUGUUCAACAACAGAGAGAUGGGAAACACUGAUCAGGUCAAAGAGCUCUUUGACAAAAUUGAUUCCAUGUCCAUGGGAUACUUCACACUCCAGCCCGGUGAUGUAGGAGGAUACUUCACACACAAGCUGUGUAAAGUGAGAAGAUACAUCACACUCCAGUGGUGUAAAGAUCACUGCAAAACUGUGAGCUCUGUUCAGCUGCAACCUGAUGCUGAAGACAGUUUCAUUCUGAGGAUCAACCUCAUGGAUGCACCAAGAGGACUGAACACAAGAUAG
Molecule: messenger RNA, 1608 nt
Organism: Scomber japonicus (chub mackerel)
Lineage: Eukaryota; Metazoa; Chordata; Actinopteri; Scombriformes; Scombridae
Product: GTPase IMAP family member 8-like
Exons: 5
Coding region: 1-1608 (535 amino acids)
Molecular function (GO): GTP binding
Source: RefSeq, a predicted model, not a curated record